AUGAAACUAUACUUUGAAGCGGAGCAAUUUUUGAGUCCUUAUAAAGGAAAGGGUAUAGGUGGAAGCUUGCAGUCUCGUAUUUUUAAUGAGGCGAAGUUAGUGAACUCUCCAAAACACAUUUAUGCAUUGGUUUAUUCUACUUUAAAGUAUAAAGAACACAUACAAGCGAUUAUUCGGAAGUCUAAAAUAAAACAGACACUCCAAACCAAGAAAUUGAAAAUCAGUGAUAACUUGUUGUUGCUUGUUGUGCAUGACUUGUUGUUUAAUUCUAAAGGUAGGAUUCAACUGGGGAAACAUCCUAUUAAAGAUGCUAUCUUGCAGCAUAAGACUAGAUUACAGGCAGAGUUUACUAAACUUAAAUUGAAAUAUAAGGCGAAGUCUGCGGAGGAUUUACCGACUUCUGUAUCUAGUGACGAUGAGACACCUAUUAGAUGGUUCCGUGUGAACACCAUUAAGACGACACCAGAGAAGUUUUUCCAGGACCAUCCAUUUUUUGCUAAGCUAGAGCCGAUUAGUUCGAUUGAGAUUAAGGAAACGGGGUUUAUAUAUACGGACGACUAUAUUCCUAAUUUGUACGGUAUCCAUCCUAAGGAGAAGUUGACGUCCACUGCAGCGUACCUUAAGGGUGAAGUGAUCAUUCAAGACAGAGCCUCUUGUUUCCCUGCGCAUAUUCUUAACGAUGACCCUUCAGAUAACCAUAUCGAAAUCAUCGAUUCAUGUGCUGCGCCGGGGAACAAAACUACUCAUUGUGCAUCAUAUUUACCCAGAUCAGAAGACUCUGUGGUGUAUGCAUUUGAACGGGAUUCAAACCGUGUGAAGGUGCUAAAGACUAUGUGCGAAAAAGCCACUGGAAUCAAAUAUAAGAACUUGAUUCAGAUAACGCAUGCUGAUUUCACGUCCACAAAGCCGCAAGACUUUCCUUGCGUUACAGGCCUUGUAGUAGAUCCAUCAUGUAGUGGAUCGGGGAUUUUUGGACGUGCUAUAGAAGAUGCACAACUGCAAGAACAAGAAAAGGAAGAGAUCGAUACCGAAAGACUUAAUAGGUUGGCAGGGUUCCAAUUCAAAAUCAUGAAACACGCCUUGCUGUUUCCAAAAGCCAGAAAGGUUGUUUAUUCCACCUGUUCAAUUCACCCACAUGAAAACGAAAGGGUUGUUGUUGACUUAUUGAUGGAUAAGGAAAUAAAAGCAUCUGGGUGGCAGUUAGCUUCUAGAGACAUUGUUAUUUCAGAAUGGCCCAAAAGAGGUUGGAAAGAAGAAUUCACCGCUGUAUGUGGGGGGAACGAGGAAGAAUGCGAAGCUUUAGCGGGCGGUUGUGUUAGAGCAACACCAAAGGAAGAUGGAGGAAUAGGAUUCUUCGCGGCAUGCUUUAUUAAAAAAGAUAUAUCCGACGAAGAUUCCGAGAGACAGAAAGUAAAUAAAGAAGAGAAUGACAUAGAUGAAGAAACCGAAGAACAGGGCGAAGAAUGGUCGGGAUUUGAUUAA
This is a messenger RNA of Debaryomyces hansenii CBS767, 1482 nucleotides long. RefSeq names its product rRNA (cytosine-C5-)-methyltransferase. Gene Ontology annotation, cellular component: nucleolus. The record is from RefSeq and is a predicted model, not a curated record. Gene Ontology annotation, molecular function: methyltransferase activity. Lineage: Eukaryota; Fungi; Ascomycota; Pichiomycetes; Serinales; Debaryomycetaceae. The coding region runs from base 1 to 1482 and encodes 493 amino acids. Gene Ontology annotation, biological process: rRNA base methylation. The transcript has a single exon.